GUUACUUUACACAUAUUGCAAAAAAAAUAAUUAUUUUGAACAAAAAAUCCAACCUAUAAAUAUUCUAUACGAUGUUAAGUUUCACCAUAUGAUUUGUUUUCUCCUAAACCAGACACUAAAAGGUACCUACAUAACGCGUAAUACCAAAAAAAUGAAAUCAUUUAUAUUUUAUUAUCAAAAUUCGUUUUCGGUUUUUAUUUUAGUUGUGGCUUGUCUAUCAUUAAAGACUUGUGAUGGCAGACCAAACAGACACCCACGCUACGGAAAUAAAUUUGAAAGAGAACAACAUUUCAGAAAGAAUUGGAACAAAUCUCAUUUUUCAAGUUUCGAACAUAACCAUAAUCCAUAUAGCGGUCGGCUUACAGAGCCCAAUGAAUCUCCGAUAAUUUGGCCACCACAUGCCCAAAAAUUACCACAAGUAUGGUCGCCAAAAGAAGUAAUGACAUCUCCACCAACGGAAUUCCCUGAAGUACCUAAUGCCGGUUAUGAAAUGCCACUUAAAUCAAUGGCCAGUGAUACCAUGUACAAUCUUUGGUUGACCUCAAGAUACUUGAGAUUAAUGGCAGCAAACGCUUUGCAAAAUAUGAAUUCAUUCAAUAAUUUCGGUGCAAAACCAAUGAACCGUUUUAAUCAGCAAAUGUCAAGUGGAUUGUCUUCAGGUACACAACUAGAAUCAGCGGUGUCGCCAUUAUUGGCGUUUUUCAAUAAAAUAAUCGAACAACGACUAAAUCAUAAUUUAAGCUUAUUGAAUCAAGAUUCAGCAGAAAAAGAAGACGAAGUCGAGGUAACUUUAGAAACACCACAAUUAUUAUCUUCCACUGAAGGUAUUGAAUCACAAAUUCACACAAACCAUUCCAUUGAAAACACUACACCGCAAGAAAAAGUUAACGACAAUGGUCAUGUGGGUGACGAUUCAGAAAUGCAAAUUGAAGACGUAACAGAAGAAUUUGAGGAAGAUAAUGAAAAUGAAGUUAGUGGAGAAGAUCUACUACAACAGCAGCUGCUGCAAGGAACUAAUAAUAAUCAGGCGGAAAUACUAAAAACUCAAGGACAACAAGAAAAAAUUAAUAACAACGAACAUCUAGAUGAUGAUACAGAAAUUCAAGUAGAAGAUGUGUCUGAGGAAGUUGAGGAAGACGAUGAAAAUGAAUAUAGUAAAGAAGAUCAACUAAAACAGCAAUUACCGGAAAUCAAUAAAAACCAGACGGAGUUAUUAAAAACACAAAAUAAACAAGUAAAAAUAUAUCAAGCAAAAGAUCUUGAUAAUAUAAAUACAUCACCAACGAGUGCAACCAGUAAACCUAAAAGUAAUCUAACAACUAAUACAAUAAUAGUUUAACUUUGAUGUAAUUACAUAUUGAAAUACUACUACAUAAUACGACACACUACUACUAUGCAUACACAUAUUUAGAAAAUGAAAUGUUUUGAAAUUUUAAUUUUAGUAAAAUAUUAUGAAGUUAUAAUGUAUUCAUUUAUACUACAGUGAACUCUUGUAUACAAACAGUUUACUUAUUAUAAAAUUAAAAUAAAAGAAUUAGAAUUUAUUAAAUACUUCCUGCUAGUAAAGAGAGCAAAAUAAUAUGUCAAAUUACUGUUGUCAGUAUAAGCUGUCUGCUGUCACUAUACAGUUACUUUAAAGUUUUGAUAAAGUAGUAUUUUAAUUUAAUUUUAAAUUACUGAGUGUCAUUGGAUUCUUUUGCGUCUUAAUUUCAACAUUCCUUAUCGCAUCUAUGUAAAGUAUAAAUUUUACAUAAAAUCAGUAUGAAUCAAAAGUGUUAAAUAUUAUAAUCAUGGCUAAAGAGAAUAUUAUACGUAUUAUUGUUGUUGAAUAAA
Adelges cooleyi (spruce gall adelgid) is the source of this 1833-nucleotide messenger RNA. RefSeq lists its product as uncharacterized. The transcript is spliced from 5 exons. The record is from RefSeq and is a predicted model, not a curated record. NCBI's taxonomy places the organism in Eukaryota, Metazoa, Arthropoda, Insecta, Hemiptera, Adelgidae. The coding region runs from base 89 to 1339 and encodes 416 amino acids.